Molecule: messenger RNA, 1289 nt
Organism: Diaporthe batatas
Lineage: Eukaryota; Fungi; Ascomycota; Sordariomycetes; Diaporthales; Diaporthaceae
Product: elongin C
Exons: 2
Coding region: 395-733 (112 amino acids)
Biological process (GO): ubiquitin-dependent protein catabolic process
Cellular component (GO): elongin complex
Molecular function (GO): protein-macromolecule adaptor activity
Source: RefSeq, a predicted model, not a curated record
AAGCUCCCGUCCCACUUGAAAAUUUCGAAACGACAAACCUCUGUCUCUUCUCACAAGAUCCCGAUUGCGAUCCUCUUUGCGAUCCUCUCCGGCAAUCUCUUCCCCUCUUCUUCAGCCUCAUCCAAGCCUGCGGUCCUUGGGGCUUGCAGCGAGGCCAUGACACGUCGUCUCCUGUCCAGACCGUGACCUGAGCAUCAAACUCUAUUCUGCAAGAGACAAAGGAGCCGCCCGGCCUGGCCCUGCCUGGUUCUCUGACUGAUCGCCAUCGCCUGCAGGAAGCACCAGCUCCCAUCUGCGGAACAUCCACCCUUCUCUGCCCCCCCCCCCCAAGCGAACCUUCUUUUACUGCCUGCAACUCUUUACCAAGUCGACCGAGACCAGGAACAGGAUCAGCAUGGCUCCUAGCAAGUACAUCACGCUCGUCUCGGCCGAGGGCUACGAGUACGUCCUGCCACGUGAGGCCUGCCACGCCAGCAGGAUGCUCAAGACCUCGGUCGAUCCCGACAAGAACUUCAAGGAGAACCUGGAGACGGUCGUCAAUCUGCCUGAGAUGAAUGCCGUCGUCCUGGAAAAAGUCGUCGAGUACCUGCUCUACUGGUACAGAUACCAGGACAAGGACGACGUUCCGGACAUGGACAUCCCAGUCGACAUGUGUCUCGAGCUGCUGACGGCCGCCGACUAUCUUCAGAUGGACAGUGAGCACAUGCCGCAGCCGUCGAGCAAGAGGUCAUGAGAGCUGACCCUCUCGCAAAGACCAGUUUCGAUGAGGUGACUGCCCAUCUGGGUUUCUUUCUUUUCAUCUCAUGUCUUUAGCACUGCGGCGUUCAGGGUGGACAACACGGUUUCGGGCCACACGGCACAAGGCGGGCGGUAAGCGUCUGGGAACAACCUCCGUGGUCCAAGGCGAUACCCUCUCUGGUCAGACAAGAACAAAUGUCAAUUCCAUGGCACACUUCGGCCAUCAAGUGUCAAAUGGUUCAUUUGCACACAGCCAGAACAGGCAACACGUGACAUUGUAGCGGCCUCGGAAAAAAGACAAAGGAAAAAGGGGUUGCCCAUCUUAGCAUAUGCGAUCAACCUUUCUCGCACCCGUGGGUUGAUUGUCUAAAACGGAUGGAAGAUUGAUUAUUCUUCUCCCCCACACUCUGCUUGACUCACAUUGCCCCGUUGAGAUCUCGCUUUUUCAGAGGGGAGACAGUUCAUGUUAAUAUAGGAUUGAUACAACUCCGGCACUCCAGUCGGGAGGGAACAAUAAUCAUAGAGAAAUUGCAUUUUAGCAUCUUUGGAAA